CUGGCGCAUCUCCUCCCGGCUCCGGCCAUGUACAGCAUGUUGGAGGGUGAGCUUAAGCCCCCCCAGCCCAACCCCGGAGGCGGCUCUGCUGGGAACGGCGUCCCGGGCGGCGCCGGCAAAGGAGUCGGGGGCGGCGGAGGUGGCGGCGGCGGAGGAGGAGGAGGAGGCGGCGGAGGGAACGGCGGGACGGACCAGGACCGGGUGAAAAGGCCUAUGAACGCCUUCAUGGUGUGGUCGCGGGGCCAAAGGCGCAAAAUGGCCCAGGAGAACCCCAAGAUGCACAACUCGGAGAUUUCCAAGCGCCUGGGAGCCGACUGGAAGCUGCUGAGCGACUCGGAGAAGCGGCCCUUCAUCGACGAGGCUAAGCGGCUCCGAGCAGUCCACAUGAAGGAAUAUCCGGAUUAUAAAUAUCGUCCCCGUCGGAAGACGAAGACGCUGCUCAAGAAAGACAAAUACUCUUUACCGGGCAACCUUCUGGCGACUGGCGGCGCCGGUGGAGGAGCAGUAAGUAGCCCCGUCGGGGUCGGGCAGCGCCUGGACUCUUACGCGCACAUGAAUGGCUGGCCCAACGGCGCGUACGCUUCGCUGAUGCCGGAGCAGCUGGGCUACAGCCAGCACCCGGCCAUGGGCAACGCGCAGCUCCAGCCCAUGCACCGCUACGACGUGAGCGGCCUCCAAUACAGCCCCAUCAUGUCGAGCGCGCAGCCCUACAUGAGCGCAGCCGCUUCCACCUACAGCAUGUCCCCCGCGGCCGCCGCCGCCGCCGCCGCCGCCUACGGGCAGCAGCCGUCGGGGCACUCCAUGAGCCUGGGGACUAUGGGCUCGGUGGUGAAAUCGGAGCCCAGCUCGCCGCCGCCGGCCAUUGCCUCGCACUCCCAGCGGGCCUGCCUGGGAGACCUGAGGGAUAUGAUCAGCAUGUACCUGCCCCCGGGGGGAGACGCGGCGGACCCGUCGACGCUCCAGGGCACCCGGCUACACAGCGUCCACCAACACUAUCAGAGCGCCGGGACUUCUGUGAACGGCACCGUGCCACUAACUCAUAUCUAG
Messenger RNA from Eublepharis macularius, 1047 nucleotides. RefSeq names its product SRY-box transcription factor 3 (gene SOX3). The transcript has a single exon. The record is from RefSeq and is a predicted model, not a curated record. Lineage: Eukaryota; Metazoa; Chordata; Lepidosauria; Squamata; Eublepharidae. The coding region runs from base 28 to 1047 and encodes 339 amino acids. Gene Ontology annotation, biological process: positive regulation of transcription by RNA polymerase II; negative regulation of transcription by RNA polymerase II; anatomical structure morphogenesis. Gene Ontology annotation, molecular function: RNA polymerase II cis-regulatory region sequence-specific DNA binding; DNA-binding transcription factor activity, RNA polymerase II-specific.